AUGUGUUUGAGGAGGUCCUUGGCCGGCCUCACCUUUUGUGCCUGCUACCUGGCUUCUUACCUCACGAACAAGUAUGUCCUGUCUGUCUUGAAAUUUACGUACCCUACAUUAUUCCAAGGGUGGCAGACGUUAAUUGGUGGACUUUUGCUUCAUGUGUCAUGGAAACUGGGCUGGGUGGAAAUCAACCACAAUUCAAGGUCUGAUGUUUUGACAUGGCUCCCUGCUUCAGUGCUGUUUGUGGGUAUAAUCUAUGCUGGUUCCAGAGCAUUGUCCAGACUGACAAUCCCUGUGUUUCUCACUUUGCAUAAUGUAGCUGAAGUCAUCAUCUGUGGGUAUCAGAAGUGUUUUCAGAAAGAGAAAACUUCUCCUGAAAAAAUCUGUAGUGCCCUCUUCCUCCUGGCUGCCGCAGGAUGCCUUCCCUUCAAUGACUCCCAGUUUGAUCUGGAUGGAUAUUUUUGGGCUAUAAUUCACUUAUUCUGUGUAGGAGCCUAUAAGAUACGACAGAAAUUCCAGAAGCCCAACAUGCUGAGUGACAUUGACCAGCAGUACUUAAACUAUAUAUUCAGUGUGGGGCUGCUGGCAUUUGCAUCUCAUCCCACAGGUGAUCUCUUCGGCGUCCUGGAGUUUCCCUUCCUGUAUUUCUACAGAUUCCACAGCAGCUGCUGUGCCAGUGGAUUUUUAGGAUUCUUUCUCAUGUUCAGCACAGUGAAGCUAAAAAACACCAUGGCCCCAGGGCAGUGUGCAGCCUGGAUUUUUUUGGCUAAGAUUGAUCUUAGCCUGUAUAUGUGGGCAGCAGAGAUGGAGAGUGCCCAAGCCACCCACACAUCACCGGCCAACAGUCUUUGUGCACACACAAAGGAGAUGUGA
This is a messenger RNA of Orycteropus afer afer, 867 nucleotides long. RefSeq names its product transmembrane protein 241 (gene SLC35D4). The record is from RefSeq and is a predicted model, not a curated record. Gene Ontology annotation, molecular function: antiporter activity. The coding region runs from base 1 to 867 and encodes 288 amino acids. Gene Ontology annotation, cellular component: Golgi apparatus. NCBI's taxonomy places the organism in Eukaryota, Metazoa, Chordata, Mammalia, Tubulidentata, Orycteropodidae. The transcript is spliced from 14 exons.